This is a messenger RNA of Aureobasidium melanogenum CBS 110374, 774 nucleotides long. RefSeq names its product short chain dehydrogenase. Gene Ontology annotation, molecular function: oxidoreductase activity, acting on the CH-OH group of donors, NAD or NADP as acceptor. The record is from RefSeq and is a predicted model, not a curated record. The transcript has 3 exons. The coding region runs from base 1 to 774 and encodes 257 amino acids. Lineage: Eukaryota; Fungi; Ascomycota; Dothideomycetes; Dothideales; Saccotheciaceae.
AUGGCUGCCAAAAGAACUUGCCUCAUCGUUGGUGCUACGACCGGCAUUGGCAAAGAAACUGCCGAGCAUCUCGCAAAGAAGGGUUGGACCGUCAUCGUCACAGGCAGGAACCAAGACAAGGGCAACACGGUCGUAGAAUCUAUUACACAAAGCGGCGGCAGUGCUUCAUUCCAUCCUGUCGACAUUACCGAUCACGCGUCAGUCAUUGCUCUCCACGAACACGUUCUCGAAAAGCAUGGUCGGCUCGAUGCUGCUGUCAACAAUGCUGGCAUGUCAAGUACCUUCCAACCAUUCCAUAUGACACCGGUCGAGGAUCUCGACUCGAUGUACAAGCUCAAUCUGAAAGGCACCUUCUUCUGCAUGCAAGAGCAAAUCAAGAUAAUGUUGAAGCAAGACAAGCAUGGCGACGCUGGUAGGAGAGGUACCAUCAUCAACAUAUCCAGCAUGACUGGCCUCAUUGGUGUACCCUAUGCCGCUCCUUACUCAUCAACCAAGCAUGCUGUCAUUGGCCUUACCAAAUCAACAGCACUCGAGUAUGCCAAAGAAGGAAUCUACAUCUCUACUGUUGCGCCUGGUAUCAUUGACUCGGGCAUGCCCGUCUUGGAGGAGAGUUUCAAUGGCGGCGUGUUCUCCAGAGAGCAAGCUGCUGCCAUGCAUCCCUUGAACAGACUUGGUAAAUGUGCUGAUGUCGCAAAAGCUGUGGAUUUUGUGUUGGAGAAUGAUUUCGUCACUGGUGGUGUCAUUUCUGUUGAUGGUGGCAUCACGGCAACAUAG